AUGGCUGAAACGACAAAGUCUAGAGGUCCCCUGGGAAGAGUCGUUGUCAUUGGCGGCAACGGCUUUCUAGGCCAUCAUAUCGUCAACCAGGCCCUUGAGCAAUGGACAACAACCGCCACUAUCGGCGUUGAUCUGCGAUGCGAGCGCAACCGUAAUCCUAAAGCCGAGUACCACGAGUGCGACAUCACCGACUCUGAGCGCCUCCUGUCCCUUUUCGAAGAGCUUAAGCCCGAUGUUGUCAUCCACACGGCUUCACCUGUCGCCGUCAACCCCAAGAUUGGUCACGAUGUAUUCAAGAAGGUCAACGUCGACGGUACCCAGGCUGUUGUCGACGCCUGCCAGAAGACUGGUGUCAAGGUUCUCGUCUACACCAGCUCUGCCAGUGUCAUUAGCGAUAAUGUUACUGAUCUGCUCAACGCUGAUGAGCGAUGGCCUUUGAUCCGUGGCGAGCAGCAGACUGAAUACUACUCCGAGACCAAGGCUCAAGCCGAGGAAAUUGUUCUCAAGGCCAACCGCCAGGACGACUCUAAGCUCCUUACAACCUCGAUUCGCCCAGCUGGUAUCUUCGGCGAGGGCGACGUCCAGACUCUCGCCGGUAUCCUCAACGCCUACAAGCGCGGCAAGCACACGAUCCAAGUUGGCACCAACGAGAACCUCUUCGACUUUACCUACGUCGGCAACGUCGCCCACGCCCAUCUCCUCGCUGCGCAGCUCCUCCUCGCCACCGCCGCUUCCUCCACCAUCCCCCUCGAUCACGAGCGCGUCGACGGCGAGGCUUUCUUCAUUACAAACGACACCCCCGUCUACUUCUGGGACUUUGCCCGCACUAUCUGGCACGCCGCCGGCUACGACAAGGGAACUGAGCCCAACUGGUAUCUCAACCGUGAGCUCGGUAUCACCUUUGGCUAUAUCAGCGAGGUGCUUGCUAGCAUUCUAGGCAAGACACCCACUCUCACCCGCAAAGCCAUCAUCAUGAGCUGCAUGACUCGUUACUACAACAUCAACAAGGCCAAGCGAGCAUUGCACUACCAGCCUCUUUGGUCUUUGAAGGAGGGUAUUGACCGUGGUGUGAACUGGUUCCUUGAGCAAGACAAGGCCGCCGCUGCCCCUGUCAAGGCGUAA
Messenger RNA from Fusarium coffeatum, 1122 nucleotides. RefSeq lists its product as uncharacterized. The record is from RefSeq and is a predicted model, not a curated record. Gene Ontology annotation, biological process: steroid biosynthetic process. The transcript is spliced from 2 exons. Bases 1 to 1122 code for a protein of 373 amino acids. Lineage: Eukaryota; Fungi; Ascomycota; Sordariomycetes; Hypocreales; Nectriaceae. Gene Ontology annotation, molecular function: 3-beta-hydroxy-Delta5-steroid dehydrogenase (NAD+) activity.